AUGCUGAUCAUGGAUGAGCUGAGGGAGAUGGAUUGCAGCGUACUGAAACGGCUGCUCAAAAGAGACGGCAUCCCGAACCGGAGCAGUACCGACAGCGGCCACAAGCUCCAUUCCAGCCCGAGCGCUAAUAGUAACGGCAUGAGCGGAGGCGGCAGUGUGGGGGUCGGAGGUACUUGCCUGCUUCUGGACUGUAGACCUUUCCUGGCGCACAGUGCGGGCUUCAUCCAGGGAUCGGUGAACGUACGCUGUAACACCAUUGUCCGGAGAAGGGCCAAGGGCUUUGUGAGCCUGGAGCAGAUCCUACCGGCGGGGAGCAAGGACGAGGAGGAGGUGCUGACCCGGCUCCGUUCAGGACUCUACUCUGCCAUCAUUGUGUAUGAUGAGAGGAGCCCCAGAGUCGAGUGCCUGCGGGAGGACAGCACGGUGUCACUGGUGGUGCAGGCUCUGCGCAAGGACAACGACAGCACUGACAUCUGUCUACUCAAAGGAGGUUAUGAAAGAUUUCACUCGGAGUACCCAGAAUUCUGUGCAAAGACAAAAUCUAUAAACAGUAUUUCCCUGCCUGCCAGCUUAGAGCCGACUGAAACAGGCUGCAGUUCCUGUACAACACCACUUCAUGAUCAGGGUGGUCCAGUGGACAUCCUUCCCUUCCUUUACCUCGGUAGUGCUUAUCAUGCUGCCCGAAGAGACAUGUUGGAUGCCUUAGGUAUCACAGCCUUACUGAACGUAUCUUCCGACUGUCCCAACCAUUUUGAAGGGCAUUUCCAGUAUAAAUGUAUUCCAGUGGAAGACAACCAUAAAGCUGACAUUAGCUCCUGGUUCAUGGAGGCAAUAGAAUAUAUUGACUCCAUCAAGGAUAAUCAUGGACGUGUACUGGUGCAUUGCCAAGCUGGCAUUUCUCGGUCUGCUACCAUAUGCUUGGCCUACUUGAUGAUGAAGAAAAGGGUAAAAUUGGAAGAGGCCUUUGAAUUUGUCAAGCAACGUAGGAGUAUAAUCUCUCCCAACUUCAGUUUCAUGGGACAACUGCUACAAUUCGAAUCUCAGGUCUUGACCACUACCUGUGCGACAGAGGCUGCCAGUCCCUCUGCCACACUUUUAGAACGCAGUAAGACAACUUCUUCACCCACAUCUCCUUUUGUCUUCAGCUUUCCUGUGUCAGUAGCAGCUCCAAACAGCCUCCCUUAUCUUCACAGUCCCAUCACAACUUCUCCCAGUUGCUAG
Molecule: messenger RNA, 1221 nt
Organism: Staurois parvus
Lineage: Eukaryota; Metazoa; Chordata; Amphibia; Anura; Ranidae
Source: the annotation of a GenBank genome assembly